GUUGAUUGGCUUUCCUCAUUCACUCCCACUGAUCAUUGUCUAGAUCUUCAAAGGUUCAUAUAAGUCAACUCUUUUACUGGGGCCUGCCAUUCCAAACUACUCAGAAAAGACUGCACAGAACUGGAUAGAUAAUUAAGAACAGAGUGCCCUGAAAGGCAACAUAAAGUGGAAAAGCCUUAAGCUGACGCCACAGUAUAUUAUCUACACUGAAGGAACUGCGUGUGGACAAGAAAGUGCUGACAGCUCAAAUGGAUCCCCUGGAACUGAGAAAUGUCAGCAUCGAACCUGAGGAGGAGAGCAGCAGUGAAGAAAGUGCUCAAGAUAGCUACAAUGGAAUGGGAAACUCAGAAAAGGCAGCAAUGAGCAGCACAUUUGCUAAUGAAGAUGCUGAAAGUCAGAAAUUCCUGACAAAUGGAUUUUUGGGGAAAAAGAAGCUGGCAGAUUAUGAUGAUGAACAUCAUCCGGGAACCACCUCUUUUGGAAUGUCUUCGUUCAACCUGAGUAAUGCCAUCAUGGGAAGUGGGAUCUUGGGCUUGUCCUAUGCUAUGGCCAACACAGGAAUCAUACUUUUUAUAAUCAUGCUGCUUGCUGUGGCAAUAUUAUCUCUCUAUUCAGUUCACCUUCUAUUAAAGACAGCCAAGGAAGGAGGCUCUUUAAUUUAUGAAAAACUGGGGGAAAAGGCUUUCGGGUGGCCUGGAAAAAUGGGAGCUUUUGUCUCCAUCACAAUGCAGAACAUUGGAGCAAUGUCAAGCUACCUCUUUAUCAUUAAAUAUGAACUACCUGAAGUAAUCAGAACAUUCAUGGGACUUGAAGAAAAUACUGGAGAAUGGUACCUCAAUGGCAACUACCUCAUUAUAUUUGUGUCUGUUGGAAUUAUUCUUCCACUUUCUCUUCUUAAAAAUUUAGGUUACCUUGGUUAUACCAGUGGCUUUUCUCUUACCUGCAUGGUGUUUUUUGUCAGCAUGGUGAUUUACAAGAAAUUCCAAAUACCCUGCCCUCUGCCUAUUCUGGAUCACAGUGUUGGAAAUCUGACAUUUAACAAUACACUUCCAAUGCACGUGGUAACGUUACCCAACAACUCGGAGAGUACUGGUGUCAACUUCAUGAUGGAUUACACCCACCAGAAUCCUGCAGGACUGGAUGAGAAUCAGGCCAAGAGUCCUCUUCCUGACAGUGGAGUGGAAUAUGAAGUCCAUACUGAUGACAAGUGUCAACCAAAAUAUUUUGUUUUCAACUCCCGAACGGCCUAUGCAAUUCCUAUUCUAGCAUUUGCUUUUGUAUGCCACCCUGAGGUCCUUCCCAUCUACAGUGAACUCAAAGACCGGUCCCGGAGGAAGAUGCAAACAGUGUCCAAUAUCUCCAUCACUGGGAUGCUCAUCAUGUACCUGCUUGCUGCCCUUUUUGGCUACCUAACCUUCUAUGGAGAAGUUGAAGAUGAACUACUUCAUGCUUACAUCAAAGUAUACACAUUUGACACCCCUCUCCUUAUGGUGCGCCUGGCAGUCCUUGUGGCAGUUAUGCUAACUGUGCCCAUUGUCCUGUUCCCAAUUCGUACAUCAGUGACCACACUAUUAUUUCCAAAAAGACCCUUUAGCUGGAUAAGACAUUUCCUGAUUGCAGCCAUAAUUAUUGCACUUAACAAUGUUCUGGUCAUCCUUGUGCCAACUAUAAAAUACAUAUUUGGAUUCAUAGGGGCUUCUUCUGCCACUAUGCUGAUUUUCAUUCUUCCAGCAGUUUUUUAUCUUAGGCUUGUCAAGAAAGAACCUCUUAGGUCACCCCAAAAGAUCGGAGCUUUAAUUUUCCUUGUGAUUGGAAUCAUCUUCAUGAUUGGAAGCAUGGCACUUAUUAUAAUUGACUGGAUUUACAAUCCUCCAAAUUCCAAGCAUCAUUAACCAAAAGGAAAAUACUUUCUUUUUUUAAUUGGAAAUGGUUGCAAGUUAUGCUCCAAAAGACAUUUGUUAUCUUGAUUGGAAUGUUAUUCAUAGGAAAUAACAGGAAGAUUCCAAAGACAUUUACUAGUAAUAUCACCAGGCACCUGCAAAGACAGAACCAUCGAUUUUUUAAUCAAAACUGGAUGUUUAUGUGUUAAAAAUCUGUGGUGCACGUUUCUACCCAGGUUUUACUAAAGCAGUGUAAAUGAUCAAGGUAUAUUUUUGCUGCUGAAAAAGCAGAAUAUAAGGGUAGCUGCAUGUAAUGGUCAUCAGACAAUUUCUCCCACCCCACCCCCGAAAAAGUACCAAAUAGUUGUGUUCUCAGAACAUCAAACAAAAAUGCCCUGGUGACAAAGCUGUUACCAGUUAAUGCCUUCCCUCAACCUUGCACCAAAUAUUCUGGGUCUGUUUAAUAACAGAAGCAAAAGGCAUGCCUUAUGAACUGUCCCUGUAAGGUACAUGAAUGAUUAGACACUAGUCUAGAGCAUCUUACUGUCAAAAGUAAAGGAAUAUUUUUUCCAUCCUGUCUUUCACAUUGAAUUAGUGAUUUCUUUAUUCUACGAAUUUUUUUUAUAAAGAAUAAAGCAUUUUAAUAAUUAGAGAGAGGGGUUUAAUUUAAAUUACACAGCAACAACAAAAAUUGCUAAUAGCAAGAUUGCCUAUUCUGGAAGUAUCUGCCAUUAUAAUGUUAUUUAUGUUCCUCUUGUCAUGCUUUCGUCAUUGAACAAUGCUCUCCCUCUCGUCUUCCAUUCUCAUUCAGAAUUUUUAGAAGACCACGAUUCAUGUGGAAACACACUACCCAGUAUUGUUUGAUAUAUUUUUAUUUGAUAAACAUUCAGUGCAGGAAACUGUGAUUUGCUAUAUGUAUAUGUAUAUAAUCUUAUGUAGCCAUCAGAAUUUUAAUGUAUGGUACAUUUGAUUUUUAUUUUUUACAUGUGUAGUUUUAUCUCCUCACAUUCAAAACAUUUGUAUUAUUGGGGGUAGGGACAGGGAAUUUAAGUUGGUGGGCUCAAAAAAUCCAUUUGUAUGUAUCUGUCUACAAAGAAUAUUUUAAAUUUUAGGCCUGAGUUAUAUAUACUUCAGUAAUGUUCUUCAAAUGUUUACUAUAAUAUAAUCAUCUAUAACUUAUUUGCAAUAAGUUCCUUAUAUGCAAUAAGUUCCUUAUUUGCAAUAAGUUCCUUAUAUGCAAUAAGUUCCUUAUUUGCAAAUAAUUAUCAAUAUGAAGGUUAUAUUUUUCAUUUAGCAUAUCUAAAAUAGGAUUUAAUUCAUUUUAGUUUGCAUGGGUAUUGGUUGGCAUUCAUUUGCCAUUUAAUACGAUGUUGAAGAGUUCUCCACAAAAAUAAAAGUGUUAACAGUACUACAAAGAAAUGCAAAUUAUCAUUUUUGCUCACUUCUAUAACAUACUUAUAUAAAAGGGAUUUAAAAAUUACUACUCAAUGCAUAGAAGUUCUGGAGUUUGCUAUUUUUUUUUUCCAAAGCAGUAGCAAGAAGAUUUGUUGUGUAUUUUAUAUUUUAGUAAAGCCAAGUAUGAUAAUGUGUUCUUGCUAAAUUAUAUUUUAAUACUUUUUCUGAAAUGUGCCUAAGAAAAUAUUCAUUUGUUUCCUGUUAUUUUCAAGAGGCAUAAUAUAAUAAAAUGGUGCACUUUGUUAUGGAAAUUGCGCAUUGCUAGAAACUAUCAUAACUUUUGAGUUACUGUUAUUGGAAAAAAAUGGUGAAUGGCAUCUUUAAAAUAUAUUUCUAUUUCCUUUCAUCUAAAGAGUGUAUGAAAAUAGAGAGCAGAAAAAGGUAACUUCUGAGUGUGAAAAAAAAUGUUUAAUCUGAACAUACAUAAAAGUAUAUAUCAAAGAUUAAUUAAAAAAUUGGAAAACUGUAAAAUCUGUAUAUAUUUUGAAUGCUUUACCAUUUGAAAUGUCUAAAUUGAAAAUAGCAAGAUUUAUAAUUAUAUAAAUAUUCAAGAGCAAUAUACUACAGUGCCAAAUAAUAAAGUACCACUUUUCUUGUGGCCAUUUUCAGGAUUGGAGUCUACAUAUAAUGCAGGGCAGACAUACAUAUGGUAUGACGUACUGGUUAAUUUAACCCCAUUUGUAAACAGAUGAAAAUUAUAUUUUCUUAUUUCAUUUAUAAGAUGGUUCAGUGUAUUGGAAGGCUUUUUUAUUACAGAGUAUAUAUUGGUAUAUAAUAAAUGAACUUUUCAAGUGAU
This is a messenger RNA of Choloepus didactylus (southern two-toed sloth), 4131 nucleotides long. It is a transcript of the gene SLC38A4, whose product is annotated as solute carrier family 38 member 4. Bases 249 to 1892 code for a protein of 547 amino acids. The transcript is spliced from 16 exons. Gene Ontology annotation, molecular function: amino acid transmembrane transporter activity. Gene Ontology annotation, biological process: amino acid transmembrane transport. NCBI's taxonomy places the organism in Eukaryota, Metazoa, Chordata, Mammalia, Pilosa, Megalonychidae. The record is from RefSeq and is a predicted model, not a curated record.